GCCAGAACAGAGAGUAUUAUUUAGGUCCCCACAUCAAAGAUAAUAAAAUAUUAAUAGCCACUUCUCUUUCCACUGGGUCUCUCGCUAUACAUCUCCGCUCCCUCUUUUCUCUACUCAAGCUGAACGGACGCUCUGAUUUCGAACGAAAUGGGGGUAUAUCUAAGCACCCCCAAGACUGAGAAGUUCUCGGAGGAUGGUGAAAAUGAGAAUCUUCGAUAUGGGUUGUCCUCUAUGCAAGGGUGGCGUGCCACAAUGGAAGAUGCUCAUGCAGCUUAUCUAAACUUGGACAAUUGUACAUCUUUCUUUGGUGUUUAUGAUGGCCAUGGAGGUAAAGCAGUGUCUAAGUUCUGUGCCAAGUAUCUUCACCAACAGGUGCUCAAGCAUGAAGCUUAUUCGGCAGGAGAUAUAGGUACUUCUGCACAGAAAGCUUUUCUCAGAAUGGAUGAGAUGAUGCGUGGACAAAGGGGUUGGAGAGAAUUAGCUGUAUUGGGAGAUAAAAUGGAUAAGUUUUCUGGCAUGAUUGAAGGUCUAAUAUGGUCGCCUAGAAGUAGUGAAGUUAAAGAUAAUCAUGAUGAUUGGACUUCUGAGGAGGGCCCCCACUCUGAUUUUCAUGGACCAACUUGUGGAAGCACAGCUUGUGUUGCAAUCAUUCGAAAUAAGCAACUUGUUGUUGCAAAUGCGGGUGAUUCUCGUUGUGUGUUAUCAAGAAAGGGUCAGGCUUAUAACUUGUCAAAAGAUCACAAGCCUGACCUUGAGGUUGAGAAAGAUAGGAUACUCAAAGCAGGUGGUUUUAUACAAGUUGGGCGUGUCAAUGGAAGUUUAAACUUGGCAAGGGCUAUUGGAGAUGUGGAGUUCAAGCUGAACAAAGCUUUGCCUGCUGAAAAGCAGAUUGUGACCGCCAAUCCAGAUAUCAAUUCUAUUGAGCUUUGUGAUGAUGAUGAGUUUCUGGUUUUAGCUUGUGACGGGAUUUGGGAUUGCCUUUCAAGUCAACAACUCGUGGAUUAUGUCCGGGAUCAGUUGGCCAUGGAAACAAAGCUUUCUACCAUCUGCGAGAGAGUAUUUGAUCGGUGUUUGGCUCCGGUGGCUGGUGGUGAAGGAUGUGACAACAUGACCAUGAUCUUGGUUCAAUUUAAAAAACCUUAUAAAGCUGGCGCUUCUGUGCCUGAGCACCCAUCUGCUGGCAAUCAAUCAUCUUCUCGUGAUGUGCCAUUGUCUUGUGAUCAACCAUCUGAGCCAGAAAGAAGUCAUGCCGAUACUGAAUCACAAUCUGAGGCUGAAAGAAAUCCAGCAGAAAUUGAAUCGAAGUAGUUGGAAACAUUUCUACUGACACUUUCUACUGUCUGAAAGCACUGGUGUGCGCAAGAAUUACCGACCUGAAAUUUUACAUUUAGAAAGUGAUUCUGAUCAUAUGCUUGUAAAUAUUUAAAAGCAUUUUCAUUGAUUAUAUGGUAUUUGAUGACUUACUAUC
Molecule: messenger RNA, 1468 nt
Organism: Mangifera indica (mango)
Lineage: Eukaryota; Viridiplantae; Streptophyta; Magnoliopsida; Sapindales; Anacardiaceae
Product: probable protein phosphatase 2C 60
Exons: 11
Coding region: 148-1308 (386 amino acids)
Biological process (GO): protein dephosphorylation
Molecular function (GO): cation binding; protein serine/threonine phosphatase activity
Source: RefSeq, a predicted model, not a curated record